UCGUGUUCUUCUGUCUUUGUGAAUAUCGGUUGAGUGUUUGAAAAUAACAAUUUUCUGAAGUGUCGAAAUUUAUAAAAACACCCCGAAAGGACGUUUCCGGAGUUAAAAAUGGACUUCCUGGAAUAUUCGGAUAUUACCGCGGAGGUCAACGGCGCCAUGACGCCAGGGAAGUUAAAGUUGACUGAUCAGCAUCUCAUAUUUAAAAAUCAAAAGACCGGCAAAGUGGAGCAAAUUCCUUCCGGUGAUAUGGAAAUGGUCAGUUACUUAAAGUUCGUUAACACAUGGGGUCUUCGAAUUUUCCUAAGAAACGGAACAUUACACAGGUUUCGAGGCUUCAAAGAUGGAGAUCAAGAAAAAAUAGCAAAAUUCUUCAAGAGCAAUUAUAGUAAAGACAUGCUUGAGAAGCAACUCAGUUUAAAAGGGUGGAACUGGGGAACAGCUAGAUUUGAAGGAUCAGUUGUAAGUUUUGAUGUCGACCAACAUACAGCCUUUGAGAUUCCCCUAAGCAACGUUUCUCAAUGUACUACCGGAAAAAACGAAGUUACUCUCGAAUUUCAUCAGAAUGAUGAUGCCCCCGUCAAUCUCAUGGAAAUGAGAUUUCACAUUCCAACCAGCGACAGCGUUGAGCAAGAUCCUGUGGAAUCAUUCCAUCAACGAGUCAUGGACAAGGCAUCUGUAAUCAGCGUCAGUGGAGAUGCCAUAGCUAUAUUUAGAGAAAUUCAAUGUCUUACCCCGAGGGGUCGCUACGACAUCAAAAUCUUCCAGUCGUUCUUCCAACUCCACGGAAAGACAUUUGAUUACAAAAUACCGAUGUCAACGGUUCUCCGUUUGUUCCUUCUUCCGCACAAGGACAACAGACAGAUGUUCUUCGUUGUCAGUUUGGAUCCUCCGAUCAAACAAGGACAAACCCGUUACCACUACCUGGUUUUGUUAUUCAACCAGGAUGAAGAAACAUCGAUCGAAUUGCCAUUUUCUGAAGAGGAAUUGAAAGAGAAAUACGAGGACAAACUGACGAAAGAACUAUCGGGUCCAACCUACGAAAUCCUCGGCAAAGUGAUGAAGGUCAUAAUCAACAGAAAACUCACCGGUCCCGGGAACUUUAUUGGACAUUCUGGUACUCCAGCAGUCGGAUGUUCGUUCAAAGCUGCGGCCGGUUACUUGUAUCCUCUCGAAAGAGGAUUUAUGUAUGUACACAAGCCGCCGAUUCACAUCCGAUUCGAAGAGAUAGCUUCUGUCAACUUUGCUCGCGGCGGUGGAUCCACAAGGUCUUUUGAUUUUGAGAUUGAACUCACGAGUGGAAUCACACAUACCUUCAGCAGUAUUGAAAAGGGAGAGUAUGGAAAGCUCUUCGACUUCAUCACUGUUAAGAAACUCAGAGUGAAGAACAGGGGGAAAGGAGACAAAGUUAACUACGACGACUUUGGAGGCAGCGACGGAGAAGCUGAACCGGACGCAUACUUGGCCAGAGUCAAGGCUGAAGCUCAGGAAAGAGACGAAGAUAACCAAGACGACUCUGAGGAUGAAUCUACUGAUGAAGACUUCAAUCCUAACCAGGCUGAAAGUGAUGUUGCAGAAGAAUACGACAGUAAUCCUGCCACAACUGACAGUGAGGAAGGAUCCGACGCAUCUGGUGAUAGCGAUGGUAAAGAAAAGAAGAAAAAGAAAGAAAAGAAGACUAAAUCUGCGAAAACGAUAUCUGAGAAGCCAAGAAAGCCUCGUAGGCAAAAGAAGGAGAAGGAUGCCAAUAAACCAAAGAGGCCUGCCACUGCUUUCAUGCUCUGGUUGAACAGUUCCAGGGAAAAGAUUAAGAGCGACAAUCCUGGAAUAAGUGUAACUGAAAUUGCGAAGAAGGGUGGCGAGAUGUGGAAAGAAAUGAAGGAUAAAUCGGAAUGGGAGGAGAAGGCAAACAAGCUUAAAAAGGAAUAUGCUGAAGCGAUGAAAGAUUAUGUGCCUCCAGAAGUGGAUAAGUCUAAAGAUAAGAAAGAGAAACCAGAGAAGAAGGACAAAGGUGAUAAGAAGAAGAAAAAAGAAACUAAGCCAGAGUCUCCCUCGAAAGUUGCAUCUGGUUCAUUCAAGAGCAAGGAGUACAUUAGCGAUGAUGACAGUAGUAGCGAUGAAGAUUCUAAGAAGAAGUCCAAGUCUGAUAAAUCUGAAAAGAGACAGCAUUCAGAUGACAGUGAAGAAGAAAAGAAGCCUGCUAAGAAGGUGGAGAAGAAAGCCAAGAAAGAUGAAUCAGAAGAAGAAGCUAGUGAAGAUGAACCGGUGGAAAGUACUCCACCAACGAGUGAUGAUGAUUCGAAGGGUAGUGAUUAAAUUUCCUGUUCAUAUUUAUUUUAAUAAUUGUAUCAUCCUUUGUUUCCAGUUAAAUUCACGAACACACAUUACUUGUAAACAAUUAUAAUUUUUAUUUAAGUUUAAUUUUGUAUUUGAACCGUCACUACAUUGAAAAUAAAUAGUUCUUUUUCGUAUGAUAUUAAA
Belonocnema kinseyi is the source of this 2478-nucleotide messenger RNA. It is a transcript of the gene Ssrp, whose product is annotated as FACT complex subunit Ssrp1. The record is from RefSeq and is a predicted model, not a curated record. The transcript has 13 exons. Gene Ontology annotation, molecular function: DNA binding; histone binding; nucleosome binding. Gene Ontology annotation, cellular component: nucleus; FACT complex. Bases 109 to 2313 code for a protein of 734 amino acids. NCBI's taxonomy places the organism in Eukaryota, Metazoa, Arthropoda, Insecta, Hymenoptera, Cynipidae.